Ipomoea nil (Japanese morning glory) is the source of this 2797-nucleotide messenger RNA. RefSeq names its product ubiquitin carboxyl-terminal hydrolase 17-like. Gene Ontology annotation, molecular function: cysteine-type deubiquitinase activity; cysteine-type endopeptidase activity. Gene Ontology annotation, biological process: protein deubiquitination. The transcript is spliced from 11 exons. The coding region runs from base 284 to 2554 and encodes 756 amino acids. Lineage: Eukaryota; Viridiplantae; Streptophyta; Magnoliopsida; Solanales; Convolvulaceae. Gene Ontology annotation, cellular component: cytosol; nucleus. The record is from RefSeq and is a predicted model, not a curated record.
UUUUCCCUUUUUAUUCCGUAGUUUUUACUACGGAGUACAAAGUGACUCCCGCGUGACGUGCUGACGUCGCGCGUAUUCCGAAUGCUGCUGGCUCGAAUUUUCUGCUCAGACCGUUCUUCAGUCUCUUUCUCUCUACCAUUUUGGAUUACCGCCGCCGCCACCACCACCGUCCGCGCCGCCGGGGCCUUUCUAUGCGAGAUAACAGACUCGGCUACCGCAGCCACGGCUAUCACCGGAGCUUCUAUGUGUAGCAAAACCAAAAUUGGUCCUCGGAGUCGGUUAAAUGCUCUUAGGGUUGCCGAGCUUCGUUGUGGUCGUUCUGCUGAUUUUCGGUCUAUUCAUUCGCUCUAUAUGCAGGAGCGCGACGGAUAAGGAGGAAGAGAUCACGAGGUUCGUCACCGUUGCUGCCAAAGAGGCCAAACAUGUCGAGCCUGAUGGCUCGGUAGGGUACAACUCCGGCUCCGUGGAAUCCUUGCCUCUCAAGAAGGGUCAAUGUUGCGCCGUCUGUUAUUGCCCCACCACUACUCGCUGCUCGCGCUGCAAGGCUGUUCGUUACUGUUCUAGGAAUUGUCAAAUUUUUCAUUGGAGGCAGGGCCACAAGGAUGAGUGCCAGGCACAAAUUGCAUUGCACACUGACAGGGGAAGUAAACAUGUUAUGCCAUUGACUGAGGUCAAAGCUUUCUCAAACUCUGUACACAUGCGUUCUGGUCCACCAUCUCCAAAUAUUUCACAGCCUUAUUCUUCUUCUUCUACUCCCAAAAGUGAAAUAUCUUAUGAUACUUGUAGAAGUGAAGUGGCUGGGUUAGGAACUUCUGAAAUUUCCUCUUCUGAUGCAUCUAGAAUGUUCACAGAUAUUGGUGAUGCAGGACAACAGAGAUGCAUCCCUUUGGGAUCCCCUCUAUGCUCUUCAAAGAGCUUUCAAAAUAAGGAAGCUAGUUGUGGUACUGCCAUGUUAAAAGAGAUUACAGAAAAUAAACGAAUCAACUCAUCUUAUUGUGAGAAGGAAGACUUGUCACCUAUAAGUAAUGGAGCCAAAUUCAUUCCUGCUAGAGAUCAAGGUUACAAUGGCUCAUCUGCAUAUGAAAACAAUUAUGCCUCACCUUUAGAAGUUGGGAAUGUUCUGAAUGUGUCACAACGUGCAAGCAAGGGUUUGAGGACAUCCAUAUGGAAUGUAAUACAACAUUUUAGACCCAUUAAAUAUUCCAAGUCCAACACACAACACAUAGAACAGGAUUGUGCUAGGAAAAGUAACCAUAAGGCAAUAUUUCCUUACGAGUUAUUUGCACAACUGUACACUGUUGAACUGGUGGAACUUUAUCCUUUUGGCCUUUUGAACUGUGGGAACAGCUGUUAUGCAAAUGCUGUCCUUCAAUGCAUGGCUUUUACGCGUCCUAUUACAUAUUAUCUUCUACAAGGGCUUCACACAAAGACAUGUCAGAAGAUAGAUUGGUGUUUCAUCUGUGAGUUUGAAUGUCUCAUUCUGAAGGGGAGAGAGGGGAUGUCUCCUUUAUCUCCAAUUGGGAUACUAUCCCAUAUACAGAAGAUAGGAAGCUGUCUAAUUCGUGGAAGGGAGGAAGACGCCCAUGAAUUCUUGAGGUAUGCAGUGGACACAAUGCAAUCCAUAUUCCUCAAGGAAGCUGGAGCUAAAGGUCACUUUGCAGAGGAAUCCACCCUUGUAGGUUUAACUUUUGGGGGUUAUCUUUGUUCAAAGAUAAAAUGCUUGAAGUGUUCAGGAAGAUCUGAACAGUUUGAUUGGAUAAUGGAUCUUAGUGUAGAAAUAGAUGGAGAUAUUGAAACUCUUGAAGAGGCUCUUGCACAAUUCUCAGCUCCUGAAAUACUGGAUGGGGAAAAUAAGUACAAAUGCAGUAGAUGUAAGUCUUAUCAGAAAGCUGAAAAGAAGUUGACAGUGCAUGAAGCUCCUAACAUUCUUACAGUCAUUUUAAAGCGAUUUCAGUUGGGAGGCUUGGGAAAGUUGAACAAAUCGGUACAGUUCCCUGAGGUUCUUAACCUUGCUCCAUUUAUAAGUGGAACUACUGACAAAGAUUCUGCAUACAUUCUGUAUGGCGUGGUUGUUCACUUGGAUAUGAUGAAUGCAGCUUACAGUGGUCAUUAUAUAAGUUAUGUCAAGGACUUUCAAGGGCAGUGGUUUAGAAUUGAUGAUUGCAGGGUUGUACCAGUGGAGUCCCAGUCUGUCUUAUAUGAAAGGCCAUACAUACUCUUUUAUGCAAGGUAUACUAGGCAAACUCCAUGCUUGGUGAGGAACUUCAAGAUAUCCUCUGAUUUGGAAUCUAAGAGGAGUUCAGAAGCUAUUUCUUCUGGUAAUAUCAAAAAGAAAAAAAAGUCGAAAUUGAGUACAAGCAGGGAUUCAGGUCACCUGCUUCAUAGGUCUGACCCUAAUGAUCAUAGCUUGGAUCUUGGAGGUUGGAGAUCAGUAGAUUCAUCAAGUGAUACUUCAUCCAUUUUCAGCUUCUCAGAUACUAGUUCUUAUAGUACUGACAGCACCAAGGACUCGAGUGCUGAGGAGAUUUCUGGAUAUAUAUUUGGAUCAAGCUAAGGUGGUAGAGGUAAUCUGACUUCUUGUUUAGCAACUAUGGUGCCUGAUCACAAUAUUAAUGUGAUGGAUGCCUGGAAGGAACUUGACAGAGGUUAUAUAAUAUAUAUACACUUAAAAUAACACCUCUUGAAAGAUCAGAAACGGCAAACAUUACAUUUGUAGUUGUACAAAUGUGAAUGCAUUAAGGAUCCGUUUGGAAACCUGUAAAAUCGAUCUCUUCAUAUACGCAUACAUACUUAUAUA